Molecule: messenger RNA, 2580 nt
Organism: Suillus fuscotomentosus
Lineage: Eukaryota; Fungi; Basidiomycota; Agaricomycetes; Boletales; Suillaceae
Product: Zn-dependent exopeptidase
Exons: 11
Coding region: 1-2580 (859 amino acids)
Molecular function (GO): carboxypeptidase activity
Source: RefSeq, a predicted model, not a curated record
AUGAACACAGAGAAGAGUGAGAAGGGAGGUUUUUAUCAACCUUCUACUAGUAAGGAGCUGCUUCCGCACCCUCCAGGUCUAGUCCAAGCCCGGAGGUAUUCAACGGGGCCCAUCUUCCGCAAGUUCCUGGUUCUUGGAAGCUUUUCCCUUGUUUUUUUCCUACUCUACAAUACUCACUCUAUCUCCUUCCUUGGUUUGAAGAAAGACAAGAAGUACUCUGAAUCGUAUGACAGUUACAUAAAGCGGAUCGAGGAGGGCUAUCUUGCCGUUCCAUCUGCGGAGUCUGCGCUUGCGGCCUCGCGUGACUACGCCACACACCCACAUUUAGCUGGCGCGGUGGAAGACUUCCAGGACGCAAAGGACAUUCUUGCGCUCUUCCAGUCCGAGUUUGGUAUCUCUACGCCUACUACCGAGCCCAUAUACCCAGCAGGCUCCCCUGAGUCCCGCGAGGCAACUCUUAGCACAACCUCUAAGCUUAGCAAACCGGCCGCAUGGGUCGAUAUCUAUUACCCAGUCAUGAACACAGGGAACGCGGAUGGCAUGGUUGUGGAACUGCUCAGUGAGAGUGACCAGCCCAUAUGGAAAGCCGACCUGGUUGAGGAUGGUGACCCUCGUGACGAGACUGCUGCCAAGUACAAGCAUUCCGUUCCACCCUUCCACGGUUUCAGCGCUGCUGGAGAGGCUAUCGGCCAACUGGUGUAUGCGAACUAUGGUACCCAUGACGACUAUAACAAGCUCAUUGGUGCUGGAGUGGACCUCAAAGGGAAGAUCAUCCUAGCUCGCUACGGUGCUAAUUUCCGUGGUCUUAAGGUACAAGGCGCGGCAGAGCAUGGCGCAGUCGGUGUCCUGAUUUACUCUGACCCUCGAGACGAUGGGAGUGUCACCUUUGAGAACGGAUAUGAGCCAUAUCCCGCUGGUCCUGCUAGAAAUCCCACAUCAAUUCAACGUGGCUCAGUUAUGUACCUCUCUAUCUACGCUGGCGAUCCCACUACGCCAGGCUACCCUGCAUAUGAGAAUGCAACUCGUGUUGAGCCAACUAACAUUCCGAAUAUUCCAAGUUUGCCACUUUCCUGGGCCAACGCCAAACUUCUUUUUGAAGAGGAACUCGGCGGUGUCCCUGAGGGUACCAAGCUGAACGGGAGAGUUGGAAGCAGAAAAGUCAGGAUGGUCAACGAUGUGGAUGCCAAGGUCACGCCUAUCUGGAAUACCAUGGUUGCAAUUCCUGGUCACAUUAAAGAUGAAGUCGUCCUCCUUGGGUGCCACCGUGACGCUUGGGUUAUGGGCGCUGCGGAUCCCACAUCUGGCACUGUCUCUCUUCACGAAGUUGUUCGCGGACUUGGGGCUCUUUACAAACGUGGAUGGAAACCACUGCGUACCAUUGUCAUUGCCAGCUGGGAUGCUGAGGAGUACGGUCUCGUUGGAAGUACUGAGUGGGGCGAGGAUUUUGCCGACUGGAUCCAAGAGCAUGUAGUCUCCUACGUCAAUGUCGACGUAUCGGUUUCUGGUUCUCGCUGGUCUACAUCUGCUUCCCCUUCUCUCGCCCACCUUAUCCAGCGUUCCGCCCGAGACGUCCCUCACCCUACUGAUGCCCAAAAGACCCUAUGGGAUGCUCAUUUUGAUAUUGGUCCUUACGAAGGCCCUGUAGAUGCCGAGUUUGCUCGUAUGUGGGACAAAAUGACCUCCGAUGAACCACGAAUUGGCCCACUGGGAUCAGGAAGUGAUUACACAGUCUUCCUGCAGAGACUCGGCGUUGCCAGCUCCGACCAGGGCUUCGGUAAUACUCCGACAGACGCGCCUUACCACUACCACUCUAUCUAUGACUCGCAGAUGUGGCAAGAGGUGUACGCAGAUCCUGGUUUCUACAAGCAUGUUGCUGUCGCGCAGAAUCUGGGUCUGUUGACAUUGCGUCUUACGGAUUCCUUAAUCCUCCCUUUAAACACCACUCAGUAUGCACUUGAGCUUGACUCCUACGUCGACACUGUCAUCAAGUCUACUUACCGUGAAGAGAUUCUGCCAGACCUUUUCCCUCUUAGAAGGGCCAUUGCAAAGCUGCAGGACGCAAGCUUUAAGCUUGAUGAGGAGAAAGCUGCUGCCGAGAAGGCUUUCCAUAAGGCUUUGAAGAAAAUCAGUCGUGCUCGCAAUCCCCGUGCUAUUCGGCGGAUCAUUCAAUGGAUCAAGGAGCAUCUCGGUAUUAGUGCACCGGAAGUCCAGGACUUGAGGUUUGGCGCAUUCAAAUGGAUGUCGUCUAUGACAGAGUCGAGUUUCUCGGAAGCGCAUAUCUGCGAGUCGCGUGGCAAAGGCCCGUUAUCUGAUUUCAUACGGGCAGCUAAGAGAGUCAGAACCGCCAAUCAGAAACUCAUGGCGUUUGAGCGUGGAUUUAUCUCUGAGGAUGGCAUUAAGGAUAGGGAAUGGUACAGACAUCUGGGCGUUGCUCCCGGGAAACACCUUGGGUAUGCGCCAACUACACUGCCAGGCCUGACAGAAGCUAUUGUUUAUGACGAGGAUCGCGAACUUGCCGAGCAUGAGGCUGCUCGACUGACCGCACUCAUUGAAAACCUCGCGGAUUUUCUCGAGGUUUAA